GCCGCCGCGUAUGCCACAGUCGCAACCGACAUCGGCCACUGCCUCCGGAUCUGGAGGCGUGGAGAAGAACCCUAGGAGAACAGCAAAGAGCCGGAACGGCUGUCAAGUCUGUAAAAUAAAGAGACCCGACGAACCCGACAGCCAAAAGACAUUCCAUCCUUCUGUUGAGUAUCACUUCUCCUCCAUCGAUCCAGUGACCUUUGGUCAAGUGUCCAACAUUUCCACCGAAAAGACAGCUGGAGGUGCGAAUGGAUACCCAGACGUCUCUGAAGAGGCAGUCCGUUCCCCAGCAGUGACAUACAUCCCGCAAUCCCAGAAUGUUGUGGGACUAGAAGCACAGGGACCUUGUUGCACUUGGCCCCAGCAAUGGCCAAGCUAUCCGGAUACAAACCAUCAACGAACCAUGGUGUCGUAUAGUCCCGACACAUCAGCACACCAGAUCGACGAAAGUAGGGCAACCAGUGAUGGAACCACAACAACAACACCACAACGAAGCAACAGCCCGGAGGAAACGACCCAGUGGAAAUCCCUGCUUCGAGCUUACUAUCGCAUGGCUACUCCUACCAUAUCGCGAUCUCUCCAAAAUGACAGCACAGGUCUGGUGGUGCACUACUUCCGCGAUAUCUGCGUUCUGUACUCAUCAUUCGAUUCGAAGCUGAACCCGUUUCGCACCGUCAUAGGAAAGCUAUGGGAUAGUUCAAACUCGAUCUUUUACGCCAUUCAGAGCAUGGCAGCCGCACACUUGGCCAACCAUAACCCGGGAAUGGAAGUCCAAGGAUUGCAGAUGCAACGGAAAGCAUACGAAUGCUUGCAACAUGAGCUACAGCUCGCACACAUCAACCAACAAGUGGACGAUAGACUUCUGCUCACAGUACUGCUGUUGGGCAUGAGCUCGCCGUGGCACGAAGCUGGCGAUCUAGGAAUGGCGCACUUAAAUGCCGCAAGAGGACUGAUAUACCCUAGGUUGUUCCGUGAGGCGGGAACCCAAACAGAUGAGAUGGCACGAAACGACCAGUUCUUCGCAGAGGCCCUCAUUUAUUGGGAAAUGUGUGUUGCCUUUGUGCACAAAGAGCCUUUCACGCUGGGCCGCGAGAAGCCCAGUGACAAGACAGACUACAACGAGGCCCGGACGAUAGGAACGAAGGUCAUGCCGCACCCUUGGACUGGCGUAGGUCCCAGAGCACAAGUCCUCUUUGCCGAGGUCGGCAGACUCGUUCGGAACUAUCGAGCCAUAUCGUCACCACUCUCCUAUGGAGCAACCAGUGAGCAUGUCGACCCCACUAGGAUUAUCACCGCAGCCAUGGAAUUUGAGGAAGAAUUGCUUAAUAUCCGCUGGCCAGCCGUUGAAGACCUUGUUGAUGUGCAAGAUCAAUUCACAAGCAAGCUUGAUUUUAUUAUGGUCGCAGAAUCUACUCGUUGCUGCGCUCUACUCGAGAUCUACCGAGUCUUUCCCAACAUUCUACACAGCCGAUUGCUCAGGAACGUUGAUAUCACUGGCACUUCGAGUCAGUUUUUCUUCCCUUUCUGCGGAACACUUCUGUAUCAUGAUUCACAUGAUCCGACGAUGUGGUUGACAUCACUAGCAUGCCAUAUUUUGUUGGACUUGAUCGGCAGCGUUCCACCGACUUCUAAUACACGACCACUUCAGCUGCUUAUCAUACUGACAGCAGCCGCUGAGCUUCGGUUGUCUGGGCAUGCGGCAGCAUUAUCUCUGCAUGCUUUACGUGCAAGAGAUCUUGCAAUGACGAGAUUGGAAGAGCUGUCCGCACGAGUACCUUCGAAGCCUAUAGUCAUGAUCAUCAAGCUCGUCAAAGAGGUUUGGAGACGUUUUGACAUGGGCGAUGAUAGUGUCUUCUGGCUUGAUGUCAUGCACGAGAAUGGCUGGCAAACCGUCAUAGGU
This is a messenger RNA of Aureobasidium vineae, 1900 nucleotides long. NCBI's taxonomy places the organism in Eukaryota, Fungi, Ascomycota, Dothideomycetes, Dothideales, Saccotheciaceae. The record is from the annotation of a GenBank genome assembly.